UAUUUUGGUUUUUGUAGUGUGGUUAUCAUCAUUGGAAAUGAAAGCCUGCAGUGGUUGUUCAAUUUUCAAGACUGAAUAUAUCACAAUUUAAAAUGGAUAGGGAAGAUCACUUCUGCAAGUUUAUAUCCUAUAUAUAAUUCAUGAUAUUGGUUCUAAUUUGAGCAAUUCAGGAUAAACUGAUAUAUUAUAACAUCAUCCAUCAGUUAAGUUUGUUGAAGUUUAAUAUUUAACGUAUUGCUUCAGGUAUUUCUGCUAGGAAGACUGCAUCACCGAAAUCUUGUGAAUUUGGUUGGAUAUUGUGUAGAUAAAGGGCAACGCAUACUGGUUUAUCAGUAUAUGAGUAAUGGAAGUUUAGCAAAUCUUAUAUAUGUCUGCAAAUGUUUCUAGGUGAAGAAAAGGGAUUGAGUUGGGAUGAAAGGCUGCAAAUUGUUCUUGAUAUUUCACAUGGAAUAGAAUACCUUCAUGAAGGAGCAAUUCCACCUGUCAUACAUCGUGAUUUAAAGUCUGCCAACAUAUUGCUAGAUCACUCAAUGAGAGCUAAGGUUGCUGAUUUUGGACUCUCAAAAGAAGAGAUCUUUGAUGGCAGGAAUUCUGGUCUGAAAGGUACAUAUGGCUACAUGGAUCCUGCAUACAUUUCCACAAGCAAGUUAACAACUCAGAGUGACAUAUACAGUUUUGGUAUCAUAGUUUUUGAGCUCAUCACUGCCAUCCACCCUCAUCAAAAUUUGAUGGAGUAUGUCAACCUUGCUGCAAUGGAUCAUGAUGGUAUAGAUGAGAUACUUGACAAGAAACUAGUGGGAAAAUGCAAUCUUGAAGAAGUGAGGCAACUUGCUAAGAUUGGACACAAAUGCCUGCACAAAUCACCUAAGAAACGUCCCUCCAUAGGUGAGGUUUCUCAGUUCAUAUCAAGAAUAAAGCAACGGCGUCAGCGCCGUCUGACAGAAGAUAACUUGUCAUUUGCAAGCAACAACUUUUCUCGAGCUGUGAGUCGAUUAGAAGAUCGACAGGUUGAACUUAGCAGGAUGUCAACGAUUAGCCUAACAGAAACUCUAUGAACAUACUUGUAUAUUGGGUGACUUCAAAGAAUCACUUUGGUCCGUUGCUACCAUGGGACCGAGAAAAUUUUCAGCUAAUCUAAUGAAACAACUUCUACUACAAAAUGUUGAAAUCAAUGUUCCAGUGUUGUAAAUUUUCAAGAGUUAAAUAUAUUUUAAGUUUCUAUGAAU
Molecule: messenger RNA, 1226 nt
Organism: Vigna umbellata (rice bean)
Lineage: Eukaryota; Viridiplantae; Streptophyta; Magnoliopsida; Fabales; Fabaceae
Source: RefSeq, a predicted model, not a curated record